CCCAAAAUAAUGAGAUUACAGGCGUGAGCCAUCAUCUUGCUGGACCACAAUUAUAGUGUCUAAACUCUACUAGGUCUUCAAUGACUCUUGUCUAACUUGUCACUUUAGUGUCUCACACAGGUUAUGCAAUAUUUCUGCCACUUUCCUAAACCUUCCUUCUCACUUCAAACCCUUCUGUUGUCCUCAGUUAGCUCCUUUCUCCUUCAGUGGUUUGUUUAAGUACUUCCCUUCGCCUGAAUAACCUCCUGUAUCUUUUCUCAGCGUCAACCACCGUCCAAAUACCCUUUCUAAAAAAGUCACUCAGGGAAGCCUUAAUUGCCUUUUUCUCCUCUCCUCCCCCUCCCCACCCCCCGCAGCUUUUCUUCGCGGUCGGGAACCUACACGGCUUCCAACACCCGGGUAGACUUCCCACCAGACUGGGAGCUCCUCAAAGGCUGGAGUUUUGUUUAAUUUUCCUCCUCUUCCGAGCGCUCCUGCAGUUCCCGGCGCGCAGGAGGGGAUCCGCCGACGUCGGAGACGGGUGAAGCUCUUUGCAAGGGCCUGCCAGGUCUAAUGUGGGAGCCACUUGCCACAUGUGGGUGGCUAUUGAAUACUGGAAAUGUGGUUAUAUCUGGGUACUGGCACCCAGCCACUCGUCUGCCAAUGAAGUACAUUCUGGUGACAGGUGGAGUCAUCUCAGGCAUUGGUAAAGGGAUCAUCGCGAGCAGCAUUGGGACGAUUCUGAAAUCAUGUGGACUCCGAGUUACUGCCAUCAAAAUCGACCCCUACAUUAACAUUGACGCUGGCACUUUUUCACCUUAUGAACAUGGUGAAGUGUUCGUCUUAAAUGAUGGUGGAGAAGUUGAUUUAGAUCUUGGAAAUUAUGAACGAUUUUUGGAUAUUAAUCUGUAUAAAGAUAACAACAUCACCACCGGGAAGAUAUAUCAGCAUGUGAUCAAUAAAGAGAGGCGUGGCGAUUACUUGGGGAAAACAGUACAAGUUGUCCCUCACAUUACCGAUGCGGUCCAGGAGUGGGUUAUGAACCAAGCCAAGGUGCCCGUGGAUGGUAAUAAGGAAGAACCCCAAAUAUGCGUCAUUGAGCUGGGAGGCACCAUUGGAGACAUUGAAGGGAUGCCGUUCGUGGAAGCGUUCAGACAAUUCCAGUUUAAGGCGAAAAGAGAGAAUUUCUGUAAUAUCCAUGUUAGCCUUGUCCCACAGCCCAGUGCUACUGGAGAACAAAAAACCAAACCCACGCAAAACAGUGUCCGUGCGCUGAGGGGGUUAGGCCUGUCUCCAGAUCUGAUUGUCUGCCGAAGUUCAACGCCCAUCGAGAUGGCAGUGAAGGAGAAGAUUUCUAUGUUUUGUCACGUCAACCCUGAACAGGUCAUAUGUAUCCAUGAUGUUUCUUCCACAUACCGAGUGCCUGUGCUUUUGGAGGAACAAGGCAUUGUUAAAUAUUUUAAAGAGAGAUUGGACCUGCCCAUUGGUGAUUCUGCAAGUAAUUUGCUUUUCAAGUGGAAAAAUAUGGCUGACAGAUAUGAAAGGUUACAGAAAACAUGCUCCAUAGCCCUGGUUGGCAAAUACACCAAGCUCAGGGACUGCUAUGCUUCCGUGUUCAAAGCCCUGGAGCACUCAGCCUUGGCCAUCAACCACAAGUUGAAGCUGAUGUACAUAGACUCCAUCGAUCUGGAGCAGAUCACUGAAACCGAGGACCCUGUGAAAUUCCACGUAGCUUGGCAGAAGCUAUGCAAAGCUGAUGGUAUUCUUGUGCCCGGAGGCUUUGGAAUCAGAGGAACACUGGGAAAACUCCAGGCGAUUUCUUGGGCAAGGGCAAAGAAGAUUCCUUUUCUGGGAGUUUGCCUUGGGAUGCAACUAGCAGUGAUAGAGUUUGCCAGAAAUUGCCUUAACUUGAAAGAUGCUCAUUCCACAGAAUUUGAGCCAAACACCCCAGUUCCUGUGGUGAUUGAUAUGCCUGAACACAACCCUGGCAAUUUGGGAGGAACAAUGAGGCUGGGAAUAAGAAGAACUGUUUUCAAAACUGAGAAUUCAAUAUUAAGGAAACUUUAUGGGGAUGUUCCUUUUAUAGAAGAAAGACACAGACAUCGAUACGAGGUGAACCCUAAUCUGAUCAACCGAUUCGAGCAGAGUGACUUAAGUUUCGUAGGUCAGGAUGUGGAUGGGGAGAGAAUGGAAAUCAUUGAACUGGCAAAUCAUCCCUAUUUUGUUGGCGUCCAGUUCCAUCCUGAGUUUUCUUCGAGGCCACUGAAGCCUUCCCCUCCGUACCUGGGGCUGUUACUAGCGGCAACUGGGAGCCUAAAUACCUACCUGCAACAGGGCUGCAGACUCUCUUCCAGGGGCCCUUUACGAAGGAAUGAUAGAUACAGUGACGCCAGUGAUGACAGCUUUUCAGAGCCAAGGCUAGCUGAGUUGGAAAUAAACUGAAACUAACACGCGACUUGGAGGAAUGGGGACUGCCUGCAAGGCCUCUGAAGAAACUGAACUCAAGAUGAAGGAACUAUCUGAAGUCGUCACCAUACUCUUUACAGAGUCAUUCUGUUCUCCACCGAGCAUGUGCUAUAUAUAAAAGCCUCAAAGGGAAUCUAAUAAUACAUAUUUCCAUGUACCAGAACCAAGGGGGUAGUUUUCUUUUCCCUCUGGAGGUGGCCUUUGUUACUUACACAUUUUUGUAGCUGAUUAAACUUUUUCCAACAACCUCA
Messenger RNA from Microcebus murinus (gray mouse lemur), 2696 nucleotides. NCBI's taxonomy places the organism in Eukaryota, Metazoa, Chordata, Mammalia, Primates, Cheirogaleidae. The record is from RefSeq and is a predicted model, not a curated record.